ACGCAAAAACAAAAGGACAAAAAUCAUUGGGGCACACACAUCUUCUCACCCAAUCUAAUCCUUCUCUUUUCCCAUCACCAAAAAAAAAAGUUUACAUUUUUACCAUUUCCCUUUCCUUUUCUCCGAACAAUCCAAACCAAAGCAACAAACAAACCAAUUUUUAUUGUUGUUGGUGUUAUUUAUUAAUUUUUUUUUACCACUUCCAUUUCCAUCCCCACUUUCCUUUUUGACACUGAAUUUGGAGGUCUCUGUCCUCUGCCCAGAUACCAAACCUCACAGGUCACAUGCCCCCAUAAUCAAUAACCAGACCCAUCAAUCCCACCAUACCAUAAAACCACAAAGCACCCAAAAGAGACAGUAUAACUUCUUCUUCCAUGGCUGAUUCUAGAACUAGUUUUAGUAAUGGAUCGCCCAUAACUAAGAUUGCCCAAGACCAUCUUUUUACCAUCCUUCUUCUUCUACCUAUAGAUUCAAUUGUGGCCUUUGCAAUGAGUUGUAAGAAGUUCAGGGUUUUGGCUACUUCUGAUGCACUAUGGGAAUCGAUUUGCAGAAGGGAUUGGGGACCCACUUCGGUUGAUGCCCUCAAGUCUUCAAAUCAUUAUCAAAAUCAGAUGCCAUGGAUGAGGCUCUACAAGCAAUUUUCUCAGCUAGAUUCGGUUUCUUGUUAUAAAUUGUCUGACACAGAUGCCAAAAUAGAGUUUCCAGACCCAAGAGCCUCUCAUUCACUCAACUUUGUUUCUGAUUGUUUGGUCUUGUUUGGUGGUGGAUAUGAGGGAGGACGCCAUCUUGAUGACACAUGGGUGGCAUAUAUUGGUAAUGAUUGUCAAAGAAAGUUGAAGUGGCAGAAGCUUAAUUCAGGCAUUCCAAGUGGGAGAUUUGGACAUUCAUGUGUUGUAAUUGGUGAACUUCUAGUUGUUUUUGGAGGAAUUGAUGAUCAUGGGAACCGUAUGAAUGACACAUGGAUUGGACAAUUAUCAUGCCACGAGACUCUCGGUAUAACAUUGUCAUGGAAGCUGCUUGAUGUGGGAUCCAUUGUCCCGCCCCACCGUGGGGCUCAUGCAGCAUGCUGCAUUGGUGCUCGGAAAAUGGCAGUCCAUGGAGGCAUUGGGCUUAAUGGCUUCAGAUUGGGUGACAUGUGGGUUUUAGAACUCUCUGAAAAUUCAUGUUUUGGAACAUGGCAGGAGGUAGCAGCAGAUCCGUCUCCUCCAGCUCGUGCAGGACACACGCUGACAUGUAUUAGUGAAUCUCAGACAGUUCUAUUUGGAGGGAGAGGAUCGGGUUAUGAUGUGCUCAAUGAUAUUUGGGUGUUCAGUGGGGACGAGGAGUGUCACAAGUGGGUCCAAAUACUAUAUGAACUACAAAACAUUCCCGGAGGAGGGUCACUCCCUCGAGUCGGUCACUCAGCUACUCAUAUCCUAGGUGGUCGAGUGCUAAUAUAUGGAGGGGAAGAUUCUUCUAGACACCGGAAAGACGAUUUCUGGGUGUUAGACUUGAGUGCAGUUCCAUCCAUUGGAGUGCAGCCAGAUACGGUGACCUCCAAACGAAUUUUGGCAAAAAUGUGGAAAUGUUUAAGGGCAAAAGGUUAUAAACCCAAGAGCCGAUCAUUCCAUCGUGCCUGUGUUGAUCAUUCUGGGUGUCAUUUGUAUGUCUUUGGAGGAAUGGUGGAUGGGGUGCUUCAGCCUGCUGAGCCAUCUGGCCUAAGGUUUGAUGGGGAGCUCUUUAUGGUAGAACUUUUGCUUCAGCUGUAAAAAUGAAUUAGAAUGACGCUCUAAGAUGGGUUAUGUCAUGACUACAGUUACAUAUAAUGGUGGGGUCCUUGUACAUAAGUAGAUCAGCUUGUAGUUAAUUGCUUAUAUAUUUUUCAUUAGUUUAAGAUUGUCAUUGUUAAUUUGGGUUCUUAGGUCUAUUUAAACAUUUGGGAUUGUGAGAUGAGCCGAUGAAGAUGACAAUAGAAACAACUCAAGCUCAAUUAUGCUCU
This is a messenger RNA of Cannabis sativa, 1978 nucleotides long. RefSeq names its product F-box/kelch-repeat protein At1g51550. NCBI's taxonomy places the organism in Eukaryota, Viridiplantae, Streptophyta, Magnoliopsida, Rosales, Cannabaceae. The coding region runs from base 375 to 1748 and encodes 457 amino acids. The transcript is spliced from 2 exons. The record is from RefSeq and is a predicted model, not a curated record. Gene Ontology annotation, molecular function: protein binding.